Molecule: messenger RNA, 1306 nt
Organism: Dendroctonus ponderosae (mountain pine beetle)
Lineage: Eukaryota; Metazoa; Arthropoda; Insecta; Coleoptera; Curculionidae
Product: G-protein coupled receptor dmsr-1
Exons: 4
Coding region: 139-1248 (369 amino acids)
Biological process (GO): G protein-coupled receptor signaling pathway
Cellular component (GO): membrane
Molecular function (GO): G protein-coupled peptide receptor activity
Source: RefSeq, a predicted model, not a curated record
CGUUUGGCGCUCAUUGGAUCAAAGCGGUCCGAUUGAAAGUUGCGGAGUUUAAGCCGCGGGUUGUAAAGGAAAACUUGUCCUCAAGUAAACAUGCCCGAGCACCCGUUUGGGCAGGCUUGAUCGGGAAACAGCCGAAGAAUGAGCGCGUCCAAUUGGACGAAAGCCGAGCUGGAGGACUGCGGCGGUCCUCUGAAGAUUUGGGCCACCGUGUACGCUUCAGAGUACCAUCCGUACUGUGCGGUGGUGGUUUGCGUUUUGGGCAUCGUGAGCAACUGCUUGAAUAUUAUGGUUCUGAGCAGAAAGGACAUGGCCAGCGCUCCGAUCAAUCGCAUCCUGACCGCUCUGGCCUGGGCCGACAUACUGCUGAUGCUGGAGUACAUUCCAUUCACCGUCUACUACAAAUGGGACUCGCAGACGAAGGAACUCACGUAUAAUGGAGCGAUUUUUAUUCUUUUCCAUAUCCAUGUCAGCCAAGUGUUGCACACCACCUCCAUUUGCUUGACGCUCACUUUGGCCGUUUGGAGGUUCCUUGCCAUCAGAUUCAUCGAAAAGAACCACGUUCUGUGCUCGCACAGGCGCUGCACUGUUGCCAUCUACUCCAGCUACGUUCUUCCCAUCUUCCUCUGCCUGCCUCAGUACGUCACCUUCAAGAUCGAAAGCAUUGACAUUGAGGAAGAGGGCGUUGUGUACACCCUGUACCGCGUGGGGCUGAGCGAUACGAUCGAAAACUACAAAACUCUACUCAAAGUGAACUUUUGGAUCUACUCGAUAUUCCUCAAACUGUUGCCCUGCCUCAUUCUAAUUGUGAUCAGUUUCUGGCUGAUCCGGACCCUGUUCAGGGCGAAGCGCGGCAGGCAGAUGCUGAAGGAGAACAACCCGCUGGUCCUCAAUGGGAGGCAGAAGAAAUUUGAGAGGAGGGCCGAUAGAACGACGCGAAUGUUAGUGGUGAUCCUAUUUCUGUUCCUGCUCACUGAACUGCCUCAAGGGCUGUUUGCCCUGGUGAUCGCUCUCGAGGGAAAGGAGUUCUUCCUCACCUGCUACCAGCAUUAUGGGGAAGUGAUGGAUAUUUGCGCCAUCCUCAAUGGCUCGGUCAACUUUAUCCUCUACUGCAGCAUGAAUCGCAUGUUCAGGAUCACGUUCGGGCAGCUGUUCAGGAACAGGAUUCUUCGUCGAUGGGCUCAACCGGCCGCUUCUGAUACUCCAACAGUCAUUCUUACAACCAACAAACUGGCCACAACAGCCGUUUAGUUACUGGGAAGAAACCCAUAAUAAAUGAAGGUUGUGAAUAAAAUGUGAUCGCUUAAAA